Toxorhynchites rutilus septentrionalis is the source of this 437-nucleotide messenger RNA. RefSeq lists its product as uncharacterized. The coding region runs from base 39 to 437 and encodes 132 amino acids. NCBI's taxonomy places the organism in Eukaryota, Metazoa, Arthropoda, Insecta, Diptera, Culicidae. The transcript has 2 exons. The record is from RefSeq and is a predicted model, not a curated record.
CUUCUCAGUAUUAAACUCGUAGAAACGAAACAACCAAAAUGAAGAUGAUCAUCGCUUUUUUGGUCGCUGGUCUGGCUGUCGCCACUCAAGGAUCAUACCUACCGACUGCUUGGCCACAAUCCGUCCUAUGGAACAAUUGGAGUGGAUGGAAUGGUUUAAACGCAUGGGAUAACCAUGGCAUCGCUGCUUAUCCAUAUGCCAAAUCGUGGUCUGCUGCUGGAUGGCCAGUUGGUGGUAUGGACAAUUACGGUGGUAUGGACAAGCUGAACUCCCGGGGACUUCCAUGGGCUGGUUAUGGAGCCGGUGUUUACGGAUGGGGUCACCAUGGACUCGCCAAGACUGUGGUGCCAGUGGCGAAGCAGAUCGCUUCCACUCCAGGAUCGCUUCACGUUGCUCCAGUUCCGAUCGGUGGAGAAAAAGUUGUUGGUUUGUAUUGA